AUGGUCAGUAUAAAUCUAGCAUCAGAGAAGGCCUAUGCAGCAGUGGUUUAUAUUAAAACCGAUAAAGGAGUUUCCUUGAUGGCUGCAAAAAGCAAAGUAAACCCGAUUAAAAACAAAAAGACGCUUCCGAAAUUAGAGCUGUGUGCAGCCUUCCUAUUGGCCAGGCUGCUAAAUAGAAUAAUUAGUGUGGUCAAAGCCGAAUCGGAAGUUUAUGCCUGGAGUGACUCCACAAUUACACUUGCUUGGAUUGAAAAUAACAAGAGCAAAGAUAAAUUUAUAAGGUCACGAGUAACCGGCAUAAAAAAUUUGGUAUCUCAGGCGCAGUGGCGGUAUGUAAAGUCAAAAGAGAAUCCAGCAGACUUGGGGUCAAGAGGCGUGUCCCCAGAUAAACUUGUAGACUCAAAGCUAUGGUGGGAAGGUCCCCAGUGGCUGCUGUUGCCGGAGGCGGAAUGGUCUCUAACCCCUCCAGAAUUGAAGACAUGCGCUUCCACGGCUUCCAAGGAAGCACCUACCUUAUUGAACGAUUUGAUAGAAAGGUAUUCAUCAUAUGGAAGACUUCUAAGAGUUUACUCUUACAUCUUGCGGUUUGUUGAAAAACUGAAGGGAACCCGAUCCUUCCCGUCAUAUCUAACGAGAGAGGAGUUGUUAAAGGCGGAGAAAUACAUCGUUAAAGGUCAUCAGAAGAUAGAAUGGCCAAGUGAGGUACAAAAACUAAGAGAUAACAGACAGAUGGAUCAUCGACACAAGCUGGCUAAUUUGCACCCGUACCUAGACGAAGAGGGGGUUUUAAGAGUUGGAGGUCGACUUCAGUACUCUGAUUUGCAGCUAGAUCAAAAACAUCCUAUGAUCAUUCGAAAAUCACGGCUGGCCUAUUUAAUUAUACGAGACACCCAUUACAAGACGAUGCACCGAGGAAAUCGCCUAGUAGAAUGUACCGUGAGACGAAAAUUCUGGAUAAUUAAUGUGAAAAACUGUAUAAAAAAGGUUAUACGAAGCUGUCCGGUGUGCAUCCGUUAUAGGCAACAAAACACGCAGCAACUAAUGGGAAUUCUUCCAGACUAUCGUGUCAAAGUUUCAUUUCCAUUUUAUCACUGCGGAGUCGAUUAUGCAGGACCGGUUUCGAUGAAGUUUUCAAGUGGUAGAGGACAAAGGUCAUUUAAAGGAUACAUAGCUGUGUUUAUUUGUAUGACCACAAGAGCGAUUCAUUUGGAGGCGGUCAGUGGCCUUACUACCGAUGCAUUCAUGGCAGCCCUUAAACGGUUUUUUGCAAGAAGAGGAAAAAGUGCACAUAUAUAUUCGGAUAAUGGCACUAAUUUCGUUGGAGCAGCCGGUCGUCUGGAAAAGGGGUUUAGAAAGUCGUUAGGCAGAACGCUGAUCUAG
Messenger RNA from Stomoxys calcitrans (stable fly), 1380 nucleotides. RefSeq lists its product as uncharacterized. Gene Ontology annotation, biological process: DNA integration. Gene Ontology annotation, molecular function: nucleic acid binding. The transcript has a single exon. Bases 1 to 1380 code for a protein of 459 amino acids. The record is from RefSeq and is a predicted model, not a curated record. Lineage: Eukaryota; Metazoa; Arthropoda; Insecta; Diptera; Muscidae.